Molecule: messenger RNA, 1072 nt
Organism: Chinchilla lanigera (long-tailed chinchilla)
Lineage: Eukaryota; Metazoa; Chordata; Mammalia; Rodentia; Chinchillidae
Gene: Pdzd9
Product: PDZ domain containing 9
Exons: 4
Coding region: 78-857 (259 amino acids)
Molecular function (GO): protein binding
Source: RefSeq, a predicted model, not a curated record
CCCUCGCGGCGGCCGCGCAGGUUCCGAGCUGUUGGCACCGCGCGACGCCGCCCUCGCCGGGCAGCUCCCCCUGGGCCAUGGGGAAGGAAGCCGGGAAGAGCAAGAACGGUAGACGAGGCAGGCUUAAGUUCAAGCCUUCUGUGCACGACUUGAGCAAAACGACGCAGACCAAACUCACUGUGGGCGGCCUGGGCUUAGGCUUGAUCAUCAUCCAGCACGGGCCCUACCUGCAGAUCACCCACCUCAUCAGGAAGGGGGCUGCAGCUAGAGACGGGAAGCUCCGGCCAGGUGAUGUUCUGAUCAGCGUUGGUUAUGCCAAUGUGCUGGGUUAUACACUUCGGGAAUUUCUAAAGCUCCUCCAACACAUCACCAUAGGAACAGUGCUACAAAUUAAGGUUUACCGAGAUUUUAUUGACAUACCCCAGGAAUGGCAAGAAGUAUAUGACUUAAUUCCGGAGACGAAACUCCCAGUCACUUUUAGCGCUGCAGGGAAUGCUGAGGAUUCUGUCACCAGCAGCGAUGACAACGAAGAUGCAGUUUUAGAGAGAAGAUUUAGACACAGGUACCCACGGCCAACUGGGCAACAGCCCGAGAGGACACUGGCGUCCACCUCCAGAGAACGGCUCGAGUACGAAAGGAAGAGCCACGCUGCUCCUGCUGGGAGAGACACUGACGGCGCCGCAACGAUUCACAGAGCGCGCAAGGCGGGGACAGCCCUGUCCGCGCACUGGGCGGCGGGGCAGCGGGGCAGCGACAGCUCCUCUUCCUCGGCCUCCUCCACUUCAGGCGAGUUCUGGCCGGAAGCCUGGGCCCAAGCGGAGACGGGCCAGGGCCCACGGGCACCGAAGGUUGGUUAGGCAGUGCUGCCAGGCUGUGGGCACAUGGCGUUUGCUCACCGCACACAGCUCUGCAGGAAUGCGCACGGAACAGCAGGGACCUGCCGGUGCUCUCCAGGACGGAGCUGAAGAGCUUUAGAGACCUUCUUCAGUGCGACGGCGCAGGACUUCUGGGGUCUCCCAGGCCUCGCCAAUCCUCAACAGUCGCAAUAAAAGCGCCCCAUUACUCAGAUCAA